Messenger RNA from Ogataea angusta, 801 nucleotides. RefSeq lists its product as uncharacterized. Gene Ontology annotation, biological process: reciprocal meiotic recombination. Gene Ontology annotation, cellular component: condensed nuclear chromosome. The transcript has a single exon. The coding region runs from base 1 to 801 and encodes 266 amino acids. NCBI's taxonomy places the organism in Eukaryota, Fungi, Ascomycota, Pichiomycetes, Pichiales, Pichiaceae. The record is from RefSeq and is a predicted model, not a curated record.
AUGGACAAAAGCUCAUUUUCGGACGGUACUUCAUCACUCAGAAGUAAACUAUCAUACUCGUUGGAAAACAAUACCCAGUUGACUGAUAUUCCAAGCACACAAUUACGAUCACAAAGCUCCAAAGUGGGAUUAGCAAAAUCGUUGCAACUUUAUAAAAAUAAUAUUACUUCCGGCGAUCAAUCGGCAACUGAAGAAUCAGAAGAGGAUGAAGACCAUGUUCCUGGAGACAACUCUAGACUUGUAUCAGAAUCCAGUGACUGCGUAAAGGACCAGAAGGAACUGGUUUUGUGGGCUAAUAAGUUAGAGCUAGAAAGUGCCGACCUUAGGGAAACCUCCAAGAAAUUGAUUAAGGAUCUACGUUCAAUGUCAGAGGACAUCAAAAGAAGCAUAAAACAAUUUCAGGCUCUUGCGACGCAGUCCAAAAACAUCAUGAAAGAAAUGGAUACUCGUCUGAAGCUCUUUGGAUACAGGGAAGAGUCUCUUGAUGAGAGUACCAAUGAUGAUAUCAAAUCCGACACCAGAUUGAUACUUGACAAUCAGGUUCAAAUUUUCAGAAUGAUGGAAAGACAGGACAAGUUCAACAAAAGGUUCAUUGAGAUGCUGAAUAAAAACGCAUGGAGCGAGAAUCCACCCCUUGAUGACAGAUCUCUGCCGCAAGGCCCAAAGAAUGCAAGCAGAUCCUCUUCAAAAUCCAUCGGUACACACCAAGACGGUCCCGCUAGCAAAAAACAAUCCUCUGUUGCACCCUAUUCCCGAACACGCUCUGCCAAAAGCUCCAUACAUUUCAGUCAGCUCGAAUGA